Messenger RNA from Lactuca virosa, 1017 nucleotides. NCBI's taxonomy places the organism in Eukaryota, Viridiplantae, Streptophyta, Magnoliopsida, Asterales, Asteraceae. The record is from the annotation of a GenBank genome assembly.
AUGUCGAACACCGUCGUGAAUGGCCUUGUCGGAGCUGGCGGAGGUAUCAUUGCUCAAAUCAUCACGUAUCCUCUCCAAUCGGUACUUAUUCCUUCCCUUUUACUCUCUCUGUCUACUUCCUAUUCGUCUGAAGAAGAUGCUGAUAUGACUGACAAUGCUGAUCUAGAUACAACAUACCUUCAUACUAAUGGAAAUGCUGGUCAUGGGAGCUUACCAGAACAUAAUAAUGCAAAUGGAGAGCAUAGUGUAUCUGGAGACCUGCAUGGUGUUCAACCAGAUCCUGUAGCUGCUGAUAUUCUUAGGAAAGAACCAGAGCACGAGACUUUUGUAAGGCUGAGAAUCAGCCCAUUUGAGACACCAUCUUCUGAUGAAGCAGAGGUUUAUAGAGCAUUACAAGGUUGUCUUGAGAUGCGAAAGAGCUAUGUGUUCAGAGAAAGCAUUGCUCCAUGGGAGAAACAAGUUAUAUCUGAUCCUAGUUCUCCAAAGCGUAAUCCAAAUCCUUUUGAGUAUACCCCUGAGACAAAAUAUGAUCAUUAUUUUCAAAUGGAAGAUGGCGUGGUUCACAUUUAUGCAGAUAAAGAUUGUCGUUUCCUUGCUGAGAUGGUUGAAUACAGAAUAUCUAUAUAUGGAAGAAAGCAAAGUGAAUGGGAUAAUUUAGCUAGUUGGAUUGUAAACAAUGAAUUAUACAGUGAGAAUCUUGUCUGGUUGAUUCAGCUACCCCGGCUUUACAACAUAUACAAAGAAAUGGGAAUUGUGACAUCAUUUCAGACAAUUUUAGAUAAUGUUUUAAUCGAUCAAGAUUCACAUCCCCAGUUGCAUGUUUUCUUGAAACAGGUGGUGGGAUUGGAUUUGGUGGAUGAUGAGAGCAAGCCUGAAAGACGCCCUACAAUCUUGCAUUCUCAUACCCAAAAUAAGCUUCAUGAAUCAAAGGGCAUGACAACUAUUGUUUCAAAUUGCUCUUUUUUGGUGUGUGAACAGGUAUUUUUAGUAGGUGCAAUUGCGAAACUUAUUGCUUAG